Prorocentrum cordatum is the source of this 2413-nucleotide messenger RNA. Lineage: Eukaryota; Dinophyceae; Prorocentrales; Prorocentraceae. The record is from the annotation of a GenBank genome assembly.
AUGAACCUCCUGGAACAGGGGGUCUUCGAGAUAGUCCGAGGGCUGGGGAUAGGCGCGGCCGUGGGCGCGGCGGGGCACGGGUGCCCAGACUGCGCCUGCCAGUGCCCGACCUGCAGCUGCGCUUUCACCUGCCCUGCAUGCCCCACCGUGCACUGCGGGCCGCACUACUCGUACGGGUGGAUCGUGCUGCCCCUGUGCGUGGCUGCGGGCUUCGCGUUCGCCCAGCUGCCCGGCGCCUGGCGCCUAGGCCGCUCGGCGAGCACUCCGAGUGACCGUGCUGGUGCCGCAUCGAGCGCGCGGGCGGCGAUCAGGGCGCCCGAGGACGCUGCCCAGGGGCUGGAUCUACAGCGAGAGGCUCAGGAGCAGUUGCGACAGGCCGGUGCGGUCUGCGCUUGCUAUACGCCAGACGGGGACAGCUACGAGGAGGACCUCGGGGCUGGCCGCGACGCCGCAGAGUGGUGUUUCCUGCCAGGCGGUGCUCAAGGAGGGGCGCCGCCGGCUGGGGCGGGAGGUGCUGGUGCUCGCCUCUACCGCUUCCGCGCCAUCCCGCUGGCCGCGGAGCUGGGGCAGGCGCGUGACCGAGCUGCUCAGCGGGCUGGCGCCGCCGCGCCGGGGCUGCCACUGGCGCCGAACACGGUCGGCCGUGCUGGCGCACCGCCGGCUGGGGUCGGCAUGCCGGGCGUGGCGCCCGCUGCCGCUGGCGCGGCCGCCGUGGCCGGAGGCGCCGCCGCUGCUGGGGCUCCUGGGGCCCUCGCGCCUGUGCCCGCGGGUGCUGGCGUCGGAGGCGGGCUCGGGGCACUCGCCGCGGUGCUGGGGCCUGCUGGUGGCGCCGUCGCGCCGGGUGCUGGCCCUGGUGGCGCCCUGGUGGGGGCCGCCCCUGCGGCGCCGCUCGCCCCAGUCGCCCCCGUGGCGGGCGCCCUGGUGGCCGGCCUGGCGCCUGGCCCAGUGGCGCCGCCCGCGCCGCCGCCAGCUGGAGGUGGAGCUUUCAUGGUCUCCGACCUGAGGGUGCACCCCAUCGUGGUCGACACCAUGGCGAGGCGACAUCGCCCUUUCGCGGAGGCGCUGCCCAUGCUGACGGAGACGUUGACAAACGAGGGCGGUGUGGAGGAGCACCUGCGAAUCUGCACCGCCCUCGAGAACGCCGUGUGCUUCGACCAACUGAAUGUGACCGAAAUGGCCAGCUUCGAGCUUCUCGGCAGGAGCUUGCAGAUCAUCGAGGAGAAGUAUCGUGAGAGGACUGCAGGCGCUGCGGACCCCGUGCGCAUGGAUCAGCACCUGUACCUGGGGACUGAGCUGGUGCGCGGCAACUGCUCCGUGUGCCCAGCCUUGCAGGCAUGGGUCAGCCAGGAACUGGCUCAGGAGCACGCGAUCCUGAAGGAGAGGAGGAAGGCCCGUGAAGAGCGCGCCGCCGCCCAGACUGCCACGAAGGCCAAAGCGAAGCGUGACCUGUUCCCGCUGCCGCCGCUGACGCUCCGCUGCGGUGCAGGAGGGCCCGGGCCUGGGCGCAGCCGCGUCGUUGGCAGGCGGCGCCAGAGGAGUUCCAAGACGACCGAUUGGGCGAACAGCUGCAUCGACUCCCUCAACUCAGCCUAUGGGUUUGCGAAGUCGGAGCAGCCGUCAUCAGCUGGCAACGCUGGUCAGCGCGCGGCGCUGGCCCACAUCGAGUCACAGUUCUUGCAAUUGGGUGGGCCCCCUGCGGACUCACCCGGAGGCGCGGGAGCCCUCGCCGAGCUCUGCGCCGCUGGCGGCCCGUAUCACGCGGAGCCCUCCAGCACUCGCCCCUGCGCCAAGGGAAACGUCUCCCUGCCCGAUGGCGCUGGCAAGCCCGUGCCGUUGCUGGAUUUGCUCGCCGAGGGUGACCGCAAGUGGCUGGGGUCCUCCUGUGGCGAUCUGCUCAGACCGGAGAGCGAGGCCCUCUCGCUUGUGGCGGAGGGCAUGUGCGUAUCCGGCGGGGACAUCGACAAUUGCUUCUACCGCAUAGGCCUACCCAGCGAGCUGCGUGAGUACUUUCCGUUGCCUGACAUCGCAGCGGGGUAUCUUGGGCUUUCCACGUGCGAGGGGCGCGCGGUGAGCCCCAGAGAUUCGCUCGCGCCGGUGCUCACGGUGCUUCCCAUGGGAUGGUCGUGGGCUAUGCAUCUCGUUCAGAUUGUGCUCGUCAACAGCCUAGUGGUGUCGGGGUUCCCCCAGCCUCAGAUGAUCCUCGACGGGGGGCCCGGGAAGGAGUUGAAGGAUGAGGAGUCGUGCGUCGUCGCGGGGUACGUCGACAACUUUUUCGUGUUCAGCCGCUCGGCUUCGAGGGCCCAGGCGGGCCGUGACGCCAUCGCUAAGCGCCUCACAACCUUGGGGCUCCUGGUCCACGAGAUGUCGGACGCGUCCAAGGACGCCGAGUUCUUGGGGGUCGAGCUCGUGGGCG